CAGAAGAAACGUCAAAGAUGCCAGAAAAUCGUUCGAUUCCAAUAAGAAAUGUGAAGAUGAUGUUAUAAAAUUAUCAAAAAUUAAGACGUCAAGACAUUGUAAACAUAGGAAAAUGAGUUCUGAAGUAUCAAGUGAUAAGUUGGAGGAACCAAGUGAAGAAGUGGAUUUAAAACAGGGAGAAAAUGUUGAAGAUACACAAGUUAAUAACUUGGAAUCAGACAGUGUUAAGGAAUUAAAUGAAUUGAUAGCACAACUUAGGCUUGAAGUGAAUUAUGGUUUAGAUAGAAUAAAACAAUUGGAAUCACAGAAUGAUAGGGUGCAAGGUUCAUUGAAGGAAUUGAAAGGAUCUUAUGAUUUGGUGAUAAGGGAGAAAGAUAAUGCAUUUAGGGAGAAGGAUAAUGCUAUUAGGGAGAAGGAAUCUAUGGUGAUGAGGUAUGCAGUCAGUGAGAAGAAUGUUUUACAACAGCAAAGUGCCAAAGAGAUGGCAGAGAAGAAACUUAAAGAAGCUCAUCGUGAGAAUGAUUUGCUACAACACAAGCUCACAUCUAUGGGUGCUGAAAAAACAAGGAUUUGUAAUUUACUUGAUAAUAAGUGUUAUGAAUUGAAAUCUAGUCAACAAGAAUAUGAGAGAAUAAAAAGUGACUUAAAUGCCUUAGAAACUAAACUGAAGUGGUCUCAGAAUAGUUUAAAGAAUGAGAUUGAGUAUAGGAAGGAUGCUGAGGCAAAGGUGGAUAGUCUUAAUGGAACCAUCCAAGAUGCCAUUAAUGAUGCAGAGAAGACUAAGCAGAAAGCUUUGGAUUCUAUUAAAGAAUUUGAAACAUCACAAGAGAAUAGGGCAUAUACAUUAGAUCAACAAGUUAAAGAGCUGCAAGCUACGCAAAUUUUGUUGCGACAUGAGCGGGAAGAUCGGGAAUUGCAAGUUAGGAAUUUGCAGAUGGAGCUCGAGAAGUCGCAGAAGAAGCAAUGCGAGACUUUGCAGGAGAAUAAUUGUUUGUCGAUGAAGGUGCAACAGUUGGAGAAGGAAAGAUCUGAGUUGGAGCAAAAAUUCAGUGAGCUUAAGGAAUGCUCUGAUCAGCAAAAGCAGAAUUCCGCGGAAUUGCAUGCAAAGACUGCCCAAUUGGAACAAAUGAGAUUGCAAUUAACAAAUGAACAAGAACAAUUAUUAGCUGCAAAUGAACAGAUAUUCAUUUUGAGACAACGCAAUUCCGAUUUGUUAGCUGAUAUAGAAUCUUGCCGACAUCACGAAGCUGAGCUUUUGUCUUUUACGCAUCAGUUGACUGACAAGAACGUACGUUUGCAAUCGGAAUUUACGGCGAUGGAAACUAAGGUGCAGCAGUUGACUUGUGAACAGGCUGUCUUGAAGAGAUCAGCUAAAGAGCACGAAACAAAGGCUAGUUUAUUGUCAACGCAGUUGUUGGAAUUUAGAAAUAAGUCUUCCGAAGAGAUUGCGAGACUCACCUAUGACCUAAGCGAGGCGGUUAAGUUGAGUGAAAAAUUAAAGCAAGACGUGGCAGAUCAGAAGGGAGAGAAUACAGUUAUUAAAAGAAAGUUGGAACUAUCAUUAAGAGAAGUGAAUAAAGAGUUGACUCAAUGUAGGAAAAAGUUGGAACAAUAUGAAAAUGUUGGUACUGCAAGCAGUAGCAGUUCAAGUACUUCUUUAAAUACUGUAGAGAGGAAUGACAAUUCUCCAACACCAUCAAAUGAUCAAGUUAAGGUGGUGCAACCUGAGAGAGAAGUGGAUAAGCAAACAUUGAUAGAACAUAUCGUUAAGCUGCAAAGAGCAAGCGCUAGGAAGUCGGAAAAACUGGAUUUCCUCGAGGAGCAUGUAAAUACUUUAGUAGCCGAGCUGCAGAAAAAAUCAAGGUUGUUGCAGAGUUACGUACUUAGAGAACAAGCGGGAACGUUGUCUUCCAAUAUGAUGGAUAACAACAAGGCGCACUUAGCAAAGCAUUCUGGAGUAAUGGCAUCUAUGUAUGGAUCAAAGGUGUUAGAUGAAAAUCUAACAUUGGAGCUUUCUCUCGACAUCAACCGAAAACUCCAAGCCGUACUAGAGGAUGCCCUGCUCAAGAACAUCACCUUAAAAGAAAGCGUCGAUACGUUAGGAGCAGAAAUUGACAAGCUACUGAAGAAAAGCGAACCAUAAGAUGCGUAUCAUUCCAUAAAUAUUAAAAAAAAACAAGUA
Nicrophorus vespilloides is the source of this 2182-nucleotide messenger RNA. RefSeq names its product coiled-coil domain-containing protein 186 (gene Golgin104). The record is from RefSeq and is a predicted model, not a curated record. Lineage: Eukaryota; Metazoa; Arthropoda; Insecta; Coleoptera; Silphidae. The transcript has 8 exons. Bases 113 to 2143 code for a protein of 676 amino acids. Gene Ontology annotation, cellular component: trans-Golgi network. Gene Ontology annotation, molecular function: small GTPase binding. Gene Ontology annotation, biological process: vesicle cytoskeletal trafficking.